AUGAACCAGCAGUCGCCAUCUGCCCCGAUUCCUACACAGACAUACACAAAUCAACACUUUGUGCAAAUUCCUGGAGCACGAGUACCAGAGCCCACGCCUAUACCAAUGCCCCCUCAGCCACACUUUCCUCCCCAUCCUGAACACGUUGCGUAUCCGGGCGUUCCUAUUCCUGCUCCUAUCCCACCCCAACAACCACCUCCACAUCCGCAGACGGUACCUCAACCACAAUUGCAACCCAUCCCACAACCAAUUAUACAACCAGUUGUGGUUGAACAAGAACCAGUGCAGGUUGAAGAGCAAAAAGCCCCUACACCAGUUGAAGAUAAAAAUGAAGAUGAAUGGCAAGAAAGCCAAAGUCCCAAACAGGAAGAUAGCAAUGACCGCAGGACUCAAGGUCAAGGAGAUGGUCAAAACAGGUUCAGUUGA
Messenger RNA from Parnassius apollo (apollo), 426 nucleotides. NCBI's taxonomy places the organism in Eukaryota, Metazoa, Arthropoda, Insecta, Lepidoptera, Papilionidae. The record is from the annotation of a GenBank genome assembly.